Molecule: messenger RNA, 2032 nt
Organism: Phanerochaete carnosa HHB-10118-sp
Lineage: Eukaryota; Fungi; Basidiomycota; Agaricomycetes; Polyporales; Phanerochaetaceae
Exons: 3
Source: RefSeq, a predicted model, not a curated record
CACCAACACCGCGGCCCUCCUGGACGCCACACGCGGCGCGACAACGUCGCGCAUCGUGCACGAAGACGAGUACUACGACUCGUACUACUCGACCCUGCUCGCGACGCCCGGCGCCGGCGGCGGACCUGCCUCGGAAGACACCUCCCUGCGCUCGCACCACCCGUACGCAUACCCGUUCGCCCACCCCGACCCCUCCGCACCCGCAUCCGAGCCGCAAGGUGCACCCGCGACAACAGCGAACAAGGGCAAAGCCCGCCUCGUCGUGCCGCGCAUCAACUUUCUCGACCCGCGCGCCGGUCCGAGGGGUGCGGCGGGCACGGCGGGCACGGCGGGUGCGGGUGCGGGUGCAGAGGCAGCAGCAGCAGCAGGUGCGCGUGUGCCAGACUACCUCAAGCCCUCGCCGCGCAACUCGCUCCUCAAGGCGAGCAUCUCGACGCCGAACCUCAAGGGCCGCCAGCGCUGGCUCGCCGCCGAGACCUGGUGCGACGCCAUCCUCCUUCCGCGCCCGCGUUUUGCGCUGCGGCUCGGCGAGCCUGGGGGUGGUGGGGACGGUGGCGGUGGAAGCGGGAGUGCUGGUGGCGGGAGUGCUGGUGGCGGGAGUGGUGUUGGUGGAGGAGGAGGAGGUGGAGGAGGUGGAGGAGCAGCAGGAGCAGUAGGAGCAGGAGCAGGAGGCAGCAUCGGCAGUGGACGCAUCGUCAGCCCGCCCCCGAGUCCCGUUCUCCCCGGCAACACGGACGAGCGCAUACAAGCACGGCCUGGCCCCGCCGAGCAGCACGCUGCCAUGGCGCGCGCACGGUCCACGAGCCGCGGCGCCGCGCCUUCGCCUCCGAGAGACCCGCUAGAGCAGCAGGCAGGCCCGAGCAGAGGCCCCGCCGGAGCCCCCCUGCGGCCGCCGCGGCCGAAGAGCUGGGCGUGGGACGACCUCGCGCUCCCGAGUCCCCGUGCCGUCUUUGGCAAACUCGAGGAGGACCGGCGCGCGUGGCAGGCGCAGGCGGACCGCUCCUUCCUCGACCGGCGCGCCCACACCGUGUCGCGCGCGCGCUCGCGGUCCAUCGGCGCCGGAGCAGCAGGCGCGCCGCGCCCGCGCAGCCGGUCGGGCGAGCGCCGCACGGCGGCGGCGGCGUUCGAGGCGCUCGCCGAGCGGACGCUGCUCGGCAACCAGACGCGCGCGCCGACGAUCUACGUGCGCGGCGCAUCAGCGGGGUCGAAGACGGGUCACAGCACGCACACGCACACGCACUCGCAGACGCAGUCCGGCACGGCGCAGCACGGGACGUUCCAGUCCCUCGCGUCGCGGUCCUUCUCGCGGCCGGGCACGGGCUCGCGCGCGACGCGCUCGCAGCACGCGCACUCGAACUCGGCGGGGCACAACACGGUGUCGACGGCGCGCUCGGACGAGGGACCGCCGCCGCAGUCGUCUGACUCUCAUGGCGCAGCGCACGGCGGCGGCCACGCGCGCACGGCGUCGUUCGGCAAGUCUGCGUUCAAGAUCGUCGUCUCGACUGCGAACACUGCGGCUGCGUUCUGCGGGCUCGCGAGCCCGACGGGCGAGAAGGGCGUGUUGACGCCGCCGGACGAGCGCGCGGGCGUGAUGGAGAGCGCGUUGCAGCACCAGCACCAGCAUCAGCAACAACAACAGCACCAGCAGCAACACCAGCAUCAGCAUCAGCAGCAACACCAGCAGUACCAGUACCAGCAGUCACAACACUUCGGGGGGGCGCCCGCCGCUGCGGCCGCCAUGAUCACGGACGACAGCUCGCCGACGCCGUCGGGCAUGUCGGGCUCAGGCGAGGUCGGCAUCGCGAUCUCCCCCUCCUCGGACGACCAGCACCAGCACCACCUGCGGCAGUACCGUGAGCCGAUCCGCAUACCCGCGCACCCGUACGCACAGGGCCCGUCGUCUUCUGCGCGCACUGGUGGCGCGGCCGAGGAGGAGUGGGACGGGCAGCAGCAGCGGCAGCAGCAGCAGUGGGUGAAUCGGCAUCGGCAGCCCGUCCUGGCUGAGGAACCUCGAUGUGCCUCUUUCGAAUAG